UUACACAGCUGGAUGAUUUUUUAAUCGCUCUGUCUCUCUUAUUUCCACUGCAGGAUUUCACUCAUUUCCUCUCGUAUUUUGAAGAUUUGCCCCACUAUGAUCUGUGUUUAUGUUGCCUGUGUUUGUCUCGCUGCUGGAUUCACCUUGUCGUCCUCUCUCAGGAUGGAGGAACGGGACGUGGACUGCAGCCGACCGGGUCUGGACCACUGCACCAUUGAGAGGUGCUCGAGGACGGACGCCGAUCGAGAUCGAGCUCCGACCGGUCCAGAAUGGCCUCCUGAGUGCCCGAGAAUUGGACUGGACAAGCACGGACUGGUUCCUGUCAUGAAUGUGACGUGGAUGAUAAAGGCUGACAUGUCCAUCUCUACUCUUCGCGGCUCGCAGAUAAAUGUCGUGGAAGACAGAACAAAUCAAAGUGUGUGUGUGCAGUUUUCCUUCAGUACGAACCACACGCUGAGUCCAGAUUGUAACAGGUGGACGUUUUCAUUGGAUGAUGUUGUGGUGGAGCCUGGACAUAAAUACACACUGACCGUCUUCAAUUUGCCAGAGCCUCGUAUCGGCCAUUACAGGAUUAGCAGGAACAUUGCCAUCCCAGGAUGUGAUGACGCAAGAAUCCAAAAGGCCCAGAUAUGUUUGGAAAAUGGGAGUCUCUGGGAGCCCAACAUGUCUGUUACUGUGCUCACUGAUAAGGAACCUAAGAAGCUGUCAGUCAUUGUGGGAUUUGAGACAGCAAAGCAUUCAGAGAGGUACCAGGUUGCCAUCCAGAGCGAGGACUUCCUUCACUCAAGGGAUAUCUUCAAGGAAAACAGGACAUCCCUGAAUGUGACAUUUGAUUUGGAUUUGUGGCAGCUCUCACAAUGUGAAAUGUUCAUCGCGAUCAAACCCUUUUUUUUACGAUGCAAAAACAACUGUUGGGGCCCCAAGACGCCCGUAGACUACUGCCUGUAUCUUCGACCCCGAACUGCGAUUGUGAAGACUGCUGUCGUGCUGAUUUUCACUGGUUGCUGCCUUGCUUAUCUGCUGUGGAGAACGUGCCAUACUAAAGAUCCCCUCACCCUCUCCUCGCCUGCGAUCAAAGAACAGCCAGCCGUGAUUCAGAUCCAGGAGAGGAGGCGUGUUCUCAUCAUCUAUUCCUGCGACCAUCCUCUCUACAAACACAUUGUCCUCAAGCUCUGCGCCUUCCUCGCAGCCAAAUGCGGCACUGAGGUGAUCCUGGACCGGCUGGACUCUGCCAGGCUGGGCGUCCUGGGAAGCAUCCAGUGGCUGGAGUGCCAUCGAGAGCAAAUAGAAAGGUCUUCGGACAAAAUUUUAAUCCUGUGCUCUCCGGGCGUGCAGGCCAAAUGGAGAGCCAUGUGUGGCGACAAACCGGUCUUUCUGAGAGAGGACGUCCUUUCGCCCGUGGGGGACAUGCUCACCCCGUCUCUCAGUCUCAUGGUCCCUCACUUUAUUCAGUGCCCCACGUUCCAGAAGUACAUUGUGGCCUAUUUUGAUGACGUCUGUUCCGAAGAAGACGUCCCUUCGCCUUUCAAAAUCGCCGUGCGAUACAAGCUGAUGAAACAGUUCGAGGAAGUUUUCUUCAGGAUAUUGGACGCAGAAAAACACGAGCCGGGCAGAGUGAAGCAGAUCGAAGGAGUUUCAGAGGACAGAUACACUGAGAGCCCCUCAGGCAGAGCCCUGCAGAAGGCCAUAGAAGCUUUUCAGACAUACCAGCUGGAGCAUCCGCGGUGGUUUGAGGAUGAGUUGGUGGAGGGUUUGGACGGGGACGUUGAGGAGACGUCACCUGCAGCCUGUAAUCACAGCAUCACCGUCACAGACCAGACCACAUGUUGUGUACAGAGCUCAGUCCCAGUUACCAGGAGUGUAAAGUCACAGUAACGUAGAUUCACUGAAGACAAAACAGAAUUUUACAGACCUGAAAUGUUCCAGAUGUAUCGAGAAGUCACAUGAAAACACUGUAACUGAAUAUAUUGAUAGAAAUAUCAAGUGGUUUUUAUAAUAAUGAGCAUGCCAUGCAGUGAUUUCAGAUGCUUAAAUUGUACCAUAUUUCAAUUCUGCUUUAUGAUGUUUAGGUUUUUUUUUUUUUUUUGCAUUGAUCUAGAGUGUGUUUUUAUAAGGACCGAUUGAAGAGUUUAGCCCACAGAGGGCUGUGGUUGAUGCUUUCAGGCUGUGUCAACAGUGUGGGGGUCAAAGUUUAACCUUCUGGCCAAAGUUUGUCAGAUUUUUGUUUCACCACAGACGGUAAGUACUAACUCCAGAAACACUGUUUUACAUGUCAUGAAUUGACUGUGUUCAGUGUCUCGUGGACCUUUUCAUACUUCAAACCAUGAGCAUUUGCUUUGAUACGGUCUCUUAGUUUUUCUUACAUCUUUUCAGUUUGACACUGUUUGUUUUUUUUCACCUAGAUUUGUUUACAUUCUUGUCAGCUUUAAGUCUGUUCAUCUGAGGCAGUCAUUUUGCAAU
Molecule: messenger RNA, 2460 nt
Organism: Salarias fasciatus (jewelled blenny)
Lineage: Eukaryota; Metazoa; Chordata; Actinopteri; Blenniiformes; Blenniidae
Product: interleukin-17 receptor A
Exons: 11
Coding region: 97-1875 (592 amino acids)
Molecular function (GO): interleukin-17 receptor activity
Source: RefSeq, a predicted model, not a curated record